AUGGCUGAAACGUCGAACAACGGCACCAUGCCGCCACAAGGACGUGCCAAGAAACAGAAGCACGACACGUCCAGGGAUUCCGCAGAGACAACAUCUUUUGCUUGGGAUAUUGCGGAAGACAAAUCGAUUGCCGAAAGAAUUGCUCUCAAGGAGACCGCAGUUGAGAAUGCCGUGGCUCAUGUGGACCAGCUUACUGACCUCUUGGAACAACACGCGGAUGAUGCCGGCGCGCCUCCCCCCCUCAAGGCAGCACUUAAAUCAUGGAUAGCGGAGGCUGACGAGACACUGCAGAGUCACCGGAAUUUUCAAGUACUUGUAGGCGUCGUGGGCCAGACUGGCGUUGGCAAAACUUCCUUGCUCAAUGCCAUGCUCGGCGAGUACGAGCUGUUGCCUUCGGGACACGAAAGAGCCGCAACGGCAGUGUGCUGCAAGGUUGCAUGGAACUACGACAUGGAGCCCGGCCAUGAGUGUCGCGCCGAAGUCUUCUUCCAGGACCUGAGCGAGAUCAAACUGCAGAUCCUCGGCACUCUACAGGCAAUCAAGAGCAUGGUCUCGAUAGCUAACGACACCAGCUACUUAAAGGAGGACGAGCGAAUCAAUGAUACAGCAGUGGCCGCAGCCGAGGCCAAGCACGGCAUGGACAAAAUCCGCGCAGUAUGGAACCUGGAUGAGGCCGAUAUUCGACGCUCUGUCCUGGCUUGCGGCAACGAGGAGAAGCUCGCCGACAUGGCUCAGACGAUCCUACAAACAAACCCAAGCCUCAUCAAUGUCCUCAAGACACGACAAAUCGAGUUGAGAGGUGCGACUGGUGAGGACUUGGCCAAACAGAUCAAACCGUACCUCGACGCGACUACGUCGGUCCUGGGCGGCAGCGAUAUAGCCAUGUGGCCGCUCAUCUGCAAUGUCAACGUCUAUAUACGGAGCGAGAUCUUACGCCACGGAAUCUGUCUUGUUGACCUUCCUGGAGUCGGCGAUGCGGUAGAGAGCCGCGUCAAAGUUGCCAGUGACUUCCACAAAAAGCUCGAGGUCACAAUGAUUGUCGCUGCUAUCCAGCGAGCGGCCGACGAGAGAACAACGCUGAGGCUUUUGAAUGACUCUCAAGAGAUGCGAGCGCGUCUGACGGCUGGAACAAACCAGCAUGCGUUCGGUGUUGUGCUGACCAAGAUGGACGACCUGGACAUCAAUUCAUACGUCAAGAGGUCAAGGGCAGCCGAGCACGACCACUAUGUCCAAAAGCACAUGGCAGACAUGAAAGCUGCCCAAGAAAAGAUUGCCAGUAUUAUAGGGAGCGAGAAGUUCAUCGAGAAGGCAAACAAAAGGCUCGCAUCUCAGCUCAAGAAGCUGAAAAGGAAGCUCAAGACAGACGCAGGCACGGCCAAUGGCGGUGCCACCGACAAGGAGAUCAAGGGGGUCAAGUCUACAAUCGAAUCUGGAGAGCACCAAAUUGGGAGUCUUCGAGAGGACGCAAAACCCUUUCAGGGUAUCGUUGACAAUGCGAUGCUGCAUCUGCGCCAUUGGGCGACAGUAACGCGAAACACCGCCGUCGCUGAGAGAAUGCAGGAAGGCUUUGUGCGUCGACAACGCCGGACCACGGUGGACGGCGACCUUGAAGAGCCAGAACACGUGAGCACCCUGGCCGUUCACGCCACAAGUUCCCAGGCGUUCUGGAGACUGCGCAACGGCAAUGACAGCAACCUGUCUUUUCCGACGGAGAGGUACACAGGCGUCCCCCAGAUGAUCCAGUGGAUCUGUAAAGCGACGGCGGAGCGCCGAGAGAAGCAUCUGGACGUGACAAUUCAGCGCCUGCUCCAGUGCAUGAAUAGCAUUGACAAUUGGUCCAAGACUUGCCAAUCGGACUUGCGCAUCAACGUCGACUACAAAGGACUCCAAGAAGCUCUGAAGCAAGAGGGCAAGCAACUGCUGGCUGAUAGUGCCAAGGAACUGCGCGAACUCUUUGCAGAGAUAACAAGUGUUGAUCCCUUUGAGAAUUUGGCAACAGCCAAGAGGAAGUUCCGACCCCGUGCGAAGAUCAUCGCAAGCCGAUGGCACCUGAAGUUUCCUGAAGACGAGACAUCUAAAGUGACACUGCGCUGGAACUCAUAUCUGGCGGUGGUGAAGCGGAAGGGGGGUCCAUACUCCCCAGCCGCGAACCCAGACAUUGAGUACGACUGGAUACCCAAGCUGUAUCGACCCAUCAUUCUUGACAUGUCAGCCAGUAUCAACCACAGUGUCAACACCAAGAUCCCCGCCCUCUGGGAUAAGCGCAAAGCCAACGUCAAGCAGGCCCUCGAAGCACACUUCAAAAAGCUGACAGAGGUUGCGCAGUCAUUUGACGCGACACUCUCGCAUCACCUAGACGAGCGAAAGUCGGACGUCGUGACAAACCGCAAGUUGAUCUUCUCACAGAUCACCCAGAGACUCGAUGCAUUCCGGCAGAGCGUGGAUGUGCUGGGUGCUGCGCAUGCUUACAUUUUCGGACUUCUGAGAAAGUGCUUCGAGUACAUGGAAACGGAGAUUACAGGGCAAAAAUCCUAUCUGCGCCGUCGUGAGUAUGUCGAGCAAUUUGUCGGUAGACGCGCGACCGACAUCUUCAAUGGCACCGUCAAGGCCAUGAGCGACGACUACAAGAAGAAGAAGAAGGUGCUGAAGAGCGACUUGGAGCAACUCGCCGAUGAAUUGGUCAAGCGAGUCUCCACGGGCGUCUUCCUGUUCAUCGACAACCUUCUCGGCGACUGCACGACCUCGGACAAGCUCACCGUGCAGUCUCGUGUCCAGGACACACUCGCCGCCUGGAGGAAGGACUGGCAAUCUCCCAAAGUCGCCGAGCACAUGCUUUUGAAAGAUGUCAGAAUCCCCCCUGAGCUUCUCGAGGAGGACUUGAAAGCGCGAAAGGCCGCAGCCAGGAAGAAGAAGAAUGACGAGGAUGACUCGGACGAUGAUGACAGCAGUGACGAAAGCAGUGACGAAAGCAGUGACGAUGAGUCAGACGAGACAGCCAAAGUCAAGACGGAAGGGGAUACGAAUAAUGAGUGA
Emericellopsis cladophorae is the source of this 3033-nucleotide messenger RNA. RefSeq lists its product as uncharacterized. Bases 1 to 3033 code for a protein of 1010 amino acids. NCBI's taxonomy places the organism in Eukaryota, Fungi, Ascomycota, Sordariomycetes, Hypocreales, Bionectriaceae. The transcript has 5 exons. The record is from RefSeq and is a predicted model, not a curated record.